This is a messenger RNA of Salmo salar (Atlantic salmon), 3829 nucleotides long. Its product is annotated as leucine-rich repeat-containing protein 52-like. NCBI's taxonomy places the organism in Eukaryota, Metazoa, Chordata, Actinopteri, Salmoniformes, Salmonidae. Gene Ontology annotation, molecular function: potassium channel activator activity; voltage-gated potassium channel activity; transmembrane transporter binding. Gene Ontology annotation, cellular component: voltage-gated potassium channel complex. The record is from RefSeq and is a predicted model, not a curated record.
CACAACACAUGCAGGCAGAACAGCCGAGAAGGCAGAAAAGGACGCACGCACUUCCAGUCACACUCUGAAAUAACGGAUUAGCUGGAGACAUAGCAAGGCAGACGGUGAUUAUUAGCCUACUACAUCUCCAUUCAAAACAGGCGCUUUACUAGUACACACAAAUCUCUUUUACAGGAACCGGGAGGAAUCUCGUCCUGGAAUAUAAUACAUUUCACCAUCCAGCAGUUUGGAAAAAACAAACAAUGCUUUCUGACGGCGACAACUAACUGACAAUGAUGACAUACAGAGGCAAUGACAGAAAAGAGCGACUGAGCCUCUCUCUUUUAUCUCAUCUUUCUCUCCUCUCUCUUCUCUCCUUCCAUGAGAAUCUGAGCCCGAUAAACCUUAACGAUUCUCACUCACCACGCGACCAGCGUCCGUCAGUAGGGUCACCUUCGGAAUUAACGCGGGCUUCUUGUGGGCGUGCGUGGCGUGCGUUAGAGUGAGUGAGUGACCAAUAGCCUUUUGGAGAGAGAAAAAAGAGAGAGUCUGGAUAUAAGCACGAUCCAACCCUCCAGACAGCAACAGAAGCAGCAGCGGGAGCCGGUCCUCCAGAGUAGCCGUCUGGACUCACCCCCAGUCCCGCAGCCCCAUGCAGGAUGCGCGGGGGGGAGCGCUGGUCCUGGGGUGUCCUCCUGGUCCUGCUCAGCCAGAGUUCAUGACACCCUGGGCGGCUUCAUCAUGCGUCUCCUGCCUGCUCCAAGCUCCCAAUCCCUCCGGCUACUCUUUCUCUUUAUCUUUGUGAUGGGGGUUGCCCCUUACCCGGCUCUCACUGCAGGAUGCCCAGACAGGUGUGUGUGUGACGACCAGCUGGUGGUCCAGUGCGCUGGGCAAGAGCUCACCCUCUUCCCCAACGACCUCCCUCUAGCCACCCGCCAACUCAUCAUUUCCAACAACAACAUCGGAGAACUUCCAGCAUUGCAACUCAACUACCUGUCUGAUCUGGUCUACCUGGACGUCAGCAACAACACCCUGAUCGAGAUCUCCGAGUCCACCUUCGGGAAUCUCCGAAAGCUGGCCUAUCUUGACCUGUCCUUCAAUACACUAACCCAGAUUGAGGACCGGACUUUUGGACCAUUGUCAAGCCUGGUGAUGCUACGGCUAACAGACAAUCUGGGGCUAAAUGAGAUCCACCCAGACGCGUUCUCAGAGAACAUGGCUCUGCAGGUGCUGGAUGUGAGCAGGAACAACCUGACGACGCUGAACAUCAGCUCUCUGAUCGCCCUGCCCUCCCUGCGCUCCCUGGGGCUCAGCGGGAACCCCUGGAGAUGUGACUGUGAGACGGAGGACCUCUGCCUCUGGGUCCAGAUCGAAGGAUUCAAGUUCCAAGAUGAGGGUCAGACAGUGUGCCAGGGGCCUCCGGAAGUGUCUGGGCAGCGGCUGGCUGAGGUGGGCAUGCAGCUGAGGGCAGACUGCCACCAGGGCCUGGGUUACUGGGACUAUCUGUUCUUUAUCGCUAUUGGCUUUGUCAUCUUCAGCGCCGGCACCGUGUCGGCAUGGGUGAUGGGUGUCCUCAUGGUGCUGUACGAGAGAUACAACAAGAGGAAGGGGGAAGACAUGGACAGUGAUGACGAGGAGGAGAGACAUAUGGGCGGAGGGAUGAUGGGGGGAGGGCAUCAGGGGAACGGGGAUUUGAAUAAGGCUGGCAUGCAGGUGUGAGGCCGUGAUGUGAGCAGCUGGAAGAGAAUAAAAUUUAAAAAAAGGCAGAAGAGAAAGCAGAGAGGAUACAUUACAAGGAGCAAUGGAGUGAUGGAAGGACACUGAAGAAAAGAAGGAGGAAAGAAGAGGGAUGGAGAGAUGAGAAUAAAGGACACUGGGACCUUGGACUCUGUAGAGAGACAGUCCUGUUCUGACUGGGUGUCUCUAAGUGGAAGAGAACAGGACAGACAUUAUACCCUGUGUGUGUGUGUGUGUGUGUGUGUGUGUGUGUGUGUGUGUGUGUGUGUGUGUGUGUGUGUGUGUGUGUGUGUGUGUGUGUGUGUGUGUGUGUGUGUGUGUGUGUGUGUGUGUGUGUGUGUGUGCGUGUGUGUGCGAGCGCGAGAGAGCAACAAGGGGGAAUAAGCCUUCCACUUCAGGACUACAGAGUGACUUCUGAACUAUUAAGAGCAAUAAGCCCCCCACUGUUACACACACACACACUCACACUCACACUCACACACACACUGCUAGUUUGGUUUCUCUGGUGAUGCAAUAAUAAGAGUGAGUUACCCUCCAUUCAAUGUUAUGCGCUUGUUUGAGAAAUGCACUAUGAAUUCAAAUAAUUAUUAUGGGGACACACAGAUAAACACAUAGUAUUUAGGUCUACAGUAGGUUAGGUUCAUAAUGAAGUCCAGCCAGGGGUGAAAGUAGAAAGUAGAAUUUAAUGAGCCUUCUAUUUUGUUUAAUGUUUUGGGCCUAAUCAUAGAAUUACAGAUAGAACCCCUAUUAAUUCAAUAGGACCUAUGUGGGCCUAGUCGUAAAGAUUUGUCAUUUAGCUUUUAAAAUGUAUCACCUUUUAUUGUGGCAUAAACAUAACCAGUCAUGAUGUUUUCAUCUGAUUGUCAAACAGUCACUUCAAAGGGCUCCUUCACUAGGCUACACGCGCACGUUCAUCCACUCGCAGCAUAUUUCCAUCCUCCAAACAGUGGUGAAUGGAAAGAGAUAUCCGUUACACAAAACAACACAAAGUGUAAUGACAUUUGGCGACUGUCAUUAGGCCAGAAUGAAUGCCUCCACUUUCAGCGUUCUCGUCGAUCCACAUCGCAUUUUGGAGCGUAGGCUAUACCACCCGUUUUCAAGUCCAUUCGCUCAUUUUUUUUAUGCCUCUGAUAUACGGUAUUGAUAAAUAAUGGUGUAGUAGCCUACAGUUUUCAUGACAUUUUGUUUUAAUUAUUGUGAUAGGCUUAUGCUUUACCGAUACGGCGUACCUCCGCUAUUUAUUUUGCCGGGAUGCCGUACCGGACCGCACCACCUUACUUUCACCCCUGAGUCCAGCCUAGUUAUAGCUACUGUAACUGGGGCAGAACCAUCACACUGCAUCUCUCUCACCAGGGGGAACAAGUGAUUCAUAGGUCUAGACUAACCCUGACCCUCCUCUCUCUGCCUUCUGUCCACCUCAAACUUGUUAGUACAGAGCGCACACACGAGAGUAGUUUGUGUGUUCGUUAGCCAGAUUACUUCUAGCUGACUAAACUCAACUCCAUGGUGAAGGAAGUUUCUGAUCAACUCCACCAACGGAGUUGAGCAGAGACCAGGCUUUGUUGAAUUCAGGAAUUCAGUUUGUACCUGCAGUAUGUUUGUCCUCUGUAGUUGCAUGCCUUCAGUGUUUGCUCAAUAAACGUUAAUUAAAUACAAUCACCGCCUCUUUGCUCUUUGCUGUUGCUCUAAGAUGGCAGCUGAGCACAUGACAACUGAAUCUCAACAAGGAAACAGUCGGUGGUUGUAUUUGAUUAACGAUUUAUUAAAAAGUAUGGAUUUCAGUAAACAAAGAAAGGCACGCAUCCACAGAGGACAAACAUAGGUACAAGGUAAGCGUUCCAUAAUUGUUCUUUUUUUGAAGUAUUGACCUUGGGCGAAUCGAUGUAGUCAGAGCUGAAUUCCACAAAGCCUGGUCUCAUCAGAAACUUCCUCCACCAUGGAGUUGAGUUUUGUCAGAUGGGUUAUUUCCAGUGUAGUUGAUGAGAGCAGCAGUGUGUGGGGUGGGUCUAUAUGUGGGCGGGGAGCAUUAGGAGGAUAUCAGCAUUAUUUUUUAUAGUGGGGGGGGGGUUUCAUUUGUAAUCACACUCCAUGUCCCUGCAUACUGAGGUGCAUC